AUUUAACUAAAUCAAAUACUACCAGCAUUAAUGAAAGGAAAAAAAAUAUUCAUCACCCAUUGUUUUGGAACUCCAGUUAUUUAUUUUCGUAUCCAUCAAAAUCAAGUUUUAACUGUUUUAAGAACAUGCGUUCCGGAGUAAUCCGUUCGGCCAUCCUCGGUUCGCUGCUGUGGUCGAUCGGCUGCUUAUCGACGAUCUCGGCUUACCGGAUCUUGGCGUGCGAGCCCAGCCCCGGACACAGCCAUUGGAAUGUCAUGUCAGCAGUGUUGGAGAGCUUGGUGGCCGCCGGUCACGAAGUGGUGUGCUUAACUCUGCAUCCGGCCACAGACCUGUUGGUCACGCAUCCCAACUACACGCACGUUGACAUGUCGUCGUCGUUGGGCGACGGACAACUCCAAGCAUCCAGGAACAUGGAAUACGCACAAGUGAUGAGAAUCUUCCGGUCGAACACGUUCAUGGUGGGACUAGCCACCUCGCGGGCGCGGUACGUGUGCAAACACUUAUCCGACAUGCCGGAAAUGCACGGCAUACUGAACAGCGGUGAUAAGUUCGACGUCGUCAUUAUGGAAUCGCUGCAUUCCGAAUGCAUGUCCGCGUUGCCCGACAGUCUGGGCUUGCCGGCCGUCUACGUGGUCCCGUCCUCGAUGGUCAACUGGAUGCCGAUGGCCACGGGUUCCCCCGACCACCCGUCGUACCUGGGAACUCUGCUUACCGACCGACCGACACCCGAAACGUUCGGCCAACGGCUGGUAAACGCACUGGUAUACGCGCACACCAUACUGGUUCGGUGGUACAACGACGCAGGCCGCGACCACCGAUGGCCGGAGCACCGGCACACCAUGAUGUUCGUCAACACGCACUUAUCGAUAGAACCGGGCCGGCCGAUGGGACCCAACGUCCUGGAAAUUGGCGGCAUACACUUGAACCGGCCGCUCAAACCGCUUCCUAAACAUUUAGAAGAUGUGAUGAACAAUAGUAAUGAAUUCGGCGUAAUCGUACUUACAUUUGGUUCUUUGGUGGCCAUGGAUACACUACCCGAUUAUGUAUUAAAGGCGUUUAAAACUGUGUUAAGCAAACUUCCCCAAACGAUUAUUUGGAAGUACGAGGACGAUCACAUGCCUGACAAGCCAGAAAAUGUGAUACUGUGUAAAUGGUUACCGCAACGUGCUAUAUUACAGCAUCCAAACGUAAAAUUGUUUAUAAGUCAUGGCGGGAUGAGUGGAGUGUAUGAAGUUGUAGACGCGGGAGUACCGGUACUUGGAAUACCAUUAUUUUGCGACCAACCAAGAAACAUUCAAAACUUAGUGAACCUCGGUAUGGCUUUGUCUAUAGAAAUCAAUAGCUUAACUCGAACAACACUAUCUGAAGCCAUAAACCGGUUAAUCAAAGAUCAAAGUUUUUCGGAAAAUGCCAAACGGGUGUCGUCCCUGUUUCGAGACCGCCCCAUGACACCCUCCGAAUCCAUUGUUUACUGGGUGGAGUAUUUGAUUCGACACGGUACUGAAGUCAAUAUUCAGCCCUUAUCAGCCGACGCGUCGUGGACUAGCCACUUCAUGUUGGACAUAUGUGCUGCACUGGCGGCCGCCUUGCUGACACUAUGGUUCGUGACGCGCGCCAUCGUGAACGUUAACAAAUCCAUUCCGUGCACUGUGAAAUGAUGUCCAAAUAUACAAUUACGUGUGGUGAGGCAAAGAUGAUAAUCGGGUUUUUUAAGAGGGGGCAAUUGGGUGGGUAAUAGUUUAGUAAUAAUUAGUAGGUAUUUUAAUAUUGUCUAUGACAGGUAAACACGAAUAUGACUUUAAAUGUCUUUAUUGGGUUUGGGUGAAAUAUUAAACUAGCCCUUGAAAAAUGUAAAAUUCACCAUGCCUUUACGUGUACGAGAAAUAAGUUUCGUAUGUACACAUGAAUUUAAGAUCGAUGUGAUUUUAAAGUUUACAAUAAAUAUUCACAAUUCACCAUAAAUAUAAAUAUACUAAACAAAUUAAAUUCGAUACCAAUAAAAAUUUGUAGUACCUACGUCUGAUAGUUUCGAGAGUGAUCGAUAGAUAUUGUUUUAAUAAACGCGUGUUAUAUUUAAAUAAGUAAUAAUUUAUUAAUUUAUAAUUAAUAAAAGUUACAUACUUAUAAAAAAAAUGCAAUUUAAUAAAAUACUGAAUUACUCUAUUCUGUGAACGCGUCUUAGUUCUUAAACUAAUCACUCUAUCUACCUCAUCAUGAGUAAGUUUUGUACUAACUUGCAGUGGGAAGUGGCCACUGUCUACCAAUGUCUGUCAACAGAAGUGUUUGCAUUUUAUGAAUAUCAGUACACAUAGUAUAUAACCUACGGACCAUAAGUACAUCAUCAGCAUAUAUUGUUGAAAAAAUUAUCGAGCAAAGUCCAUGAUAGUGAAUUUUACGAUGAAACGAUUGUACCCCUUACUAAAAUUAAAUAAAAGAAUAAAAUUAAUUUUAUAUUCCGAGCUAUUCUGAAUACGAACAUUAUAAGCAAAGGUUCAUAAUCGUGCGUGCGGGUAUGUUUAAACUGAAAUCUUAUACUCGUAUACAUAUUUUGGAUUACCGACAGCAUCGUCUAUACGGUAAAGUAUGAAUAUAGUAGUAAUUUAUUUUUAAAACUAACACGUAUACGUGCGUUAAUUAGUAUUUUAAAACAUAUUAAUAUAUUAUUUCUAUACCUAUUAUUAUAAGUCGCACUUUCACUAGGGGGCGGUUUCAGAGACGUGAUUGGGAAGGAACUAAGUCAUAACGUUCAGAAUAAUAUCAUAAGGUAAUAAAAU
Molecule: messenger RNA, 2774 nt
Organism: Melanaphis sacchari
Lineage: Eukaryota; Metazoa; Arthropoda; Insecta; Hemiptera; Aphididae
Product: UDP-glucuronosyltransferase 1-5-like
Exons: 5
Coding region: 126-1658 (510 amino acids)
Molecular function (GO): UDP-glycosyltransferase activity
Source: RefSeq, a predicted model, not a curated record